GAGGCAAUAAGGAAGUAACAGGACUUUGCUCCAAAAGCACCUUUUAUCGUGUGCAGGUCUCAUGAUGCGGCGGAAGUAUCAUUGUCUGGUUGUCACAAAGAACAGGCACUACAUGACAUCUGUAAGAAUUGAUCUGCUUCGAUAAAACUAUGGAAUGGGAAAAGGAUCUAAGGCGCAGCCUGUCUCUGAGGAGUCUGUCCUCACAGUCUGACAAGGCGAUCUGGACAGAUACAGGACUUCAGGACAGGGCCAUAUCUGUGUCCCAGUUAGUGGCCAGGUAUCAAACUACAGUGGCAAAAGGUACAACCAGUCAAGCCGCUCCAGAUAAUAAUGUUGAAGGAAAGAAGAAAGCAGGACUAAAAGAGCAGAUCCCUCCAUCUCCUCUGAAAAGCAGAGAGACUCAUCCGGACUCUCUUCUGAAGAAAAAUGAUGAACAGGAACAAGCUCGGACCAAAGUCAGUCUGACUCGCAGUAAAUCAGUGGGUAGCCUCCAAACUGGCAGCAGGUCCAUAGAGGCCCUGAAGGCUGUUUUCGAGACAAAGGCAACAGCAGAGUACAAACCGAAAAGCAGUUUUAGAGCUGGAAACCCAGCCUUGGAUCACAACGCGAAUAUUCCACUGGUGAAUGGAGAGGCUGAGGAAGUGCAGAUUCCUUGGAAGGAACAGAUGAAACCUGCUAAAAUGAAAUCUAAGAAGGAGCAAAAAGAUGAUUCUCCACCUCAAAAGGUGGUGAAUCAAACCAAGACAGAGAAAAGAAAAUCAGUGGCAGGCAUUGAUUUUGAAAGACUUGCAGCAUCUGAAGCUGAUGAAAAGAGGAAGUCAGCUGCAGACUCCAGAGACAACUCUUUCGUUCAAACCAAAGAAGUUCUGUCUGUCUCUGUCAAAGCUUUGUCUGCUCUCUAUAUGUCAAAAGUGGCAAAUCGGGAAGUGACAAUCAGUCCAAAAGUUGUAAAGGAUCAAGCUCAACCACGAAACUCUGGAAAGGUGGUUAAACCAACCAAGUUUCAACCAACGUCUCAAGAGUUGUGCUCAGCCUGUCAGAAGCCGGUUUACCAAAUGGAAAAAAUCACGGCAGACAAAUACAUUUUUCACAAAACAUGCUUCUGCUGCAAAAAGUGCAAGAAAAAAUUAAGCAUGCAAAAUUACACACCUUUGAACGGUGAAUUCUACUGCAUAUUUCACUACCAACAACUGUUCAAAGAAAAGGGAAAUUAUGACGAGGGCUUUGGACACACUCAGCACAAGAACAGAUGGUUGGUCAUGAAUACACCAAGUGGAGGGCAUGAUGAAUCUGAGGCAUAAAUGUGCAAUAUGAAACUGAUAAGUGACACUGACAACACAGAUAAUCCUAAUGAAGAUGUGUUCGAGGCAGCUUGUUCAACAAUGUGCAACUCUAAAAAUAACUCUACAAUCUUAAAAUGACACGCUAAUGAAUGUUAGACUAUAUCAUAAACUCCACAAAUAUUUCUUAAUGUGUUGCACUGUAUUCACACACAUUUUACUGUCUCUUUACCUGUGACUAUUAAAUUCAGCUUUAUUUUGCUUUUCUUUGUUAAAGGCAACUUAGAAAUACUUGACGAGAAACCAAUUUUUACUCUGUUUUCUUAUUACCAAAUGGUAACUAAAAAUUCUCAGACAAAUGUAUAAACAUUUCUUAAUUAUGAUUUUACUUUUAUGUAUGUUUUCUUUCUGUAAAUUUCUGAGAAAUUCACUGAAAAGUAAAGAUAUUUUUUGUCAUUUGAUUGUUUUUUUUCAUUGGGGUAAAUCAUUAUCACCUUUGUGCAAAGAGCAAAAAUCGACCAAAUAAAACCUGACUCCUGAUGGUUUCGGUUCAGAGACUUUCAUGAACGGCUGAGUGUAUUUAAGUUGUAUUUAUGCAGUGCUGUCACAAUUUAAAACCGGGUAUGUUACUUUGCUCCCACCGCUUUCAGGUUAAUUGUUCUAUCUAUCUUAAAACAAUGACUCAGCUGUUUUUUUACAACUUGUUCUUACCAGAUGUCACCCUGUCCAACCGUUCAGUUU
Messenger RNA from Cyprinodon tularosa, 2021 nucleotides. Its product is annotated as LIM domain and actin-binding protein 1. Gene Ontology annotation, biological process: actin filament bundle assembly. The record is from RefSeq and is a predicted model, not a curated record. Gene Ontology annotation, cellular component: actin cytoskeleton; plasma membrane. Gene Ontology annotation, molecular function: actin filament binding. The coding region runs from base 150 to 1301 and encodes 383 amino acids. Lineage: Eukaryota; Metazoa; Chordata; Actinopteri; Cyprinodontiformes; Cyprinodontidae. The transcript has 10 exons.